AUGGCCACCCAGGCAGGGAUUUACUUCGCAAGUCAAAUUUUCUGUCUCCCAUGCGAGCUCCUGCUCAACUUCGGUCUUUUCCAGUUCCUAAUCUUCCUUUUUCACGAGCGACGCCAAGAAGCGACCAUCGUCAUUCUCACCAACGACGUCAACAAGAAGUUCAAGAUCGCGGCGAUUUCGAGGCUUUCUAAAGCGGCACAAGUUCUUGUGGCGCUGAGCUGCUUUGUGCUUGUGAUAAAUGUUAUUGAUGUGGCUGCCCCCGAGCUCGGCUUGGCGACUGCUGAGCUUGUGGACGUCAUCAUUCAGCACAUUUCACUCGCUUUCGUGGUGGGCUUCCGGUUCUACUUUUUGGUCGCGGCUCGUGGCCUGGCCAAGGUCUGGCGUUCCCAGAAACUCGAGAUCGGCUUUUAUUUGCUACUUGCAACGCAUGCGGUCCCAUUCCACGCUCUCAAUCUAGCUACGGGGACUCUGGAUGCGCGUCACGAUCGUACUUUGCCUUUCGUCCACGAUCCGCGCGAAGCUUUCCAGCCGCAGCUCCAAACGGAGCCAAAGCGUCUUUCAGAGCAAAGGGAAGGACAUUCUUCUGGCUGGCCCAUCGAGCCCAUCAGCAAACCUAUUAAAGGCACCAUCAAGGAGAACAGCGAUGAGGAUCACUCCAUCGUGUCAGGGUGA
Messenger RNA from Phytophthora sojae, 672 nucleotides. RefSeq lists its product as hypothetical. Bases 1 to 672 code for a protein of 223 amino acids. The transcript has 3 exons. The record is from RefSeq and is a predicted model, not a curated record. Lineage: Eukaryota; Oomycota; Peronosporomycetes; Peronosporales; Peronosporaceae.